AUGUCGACCCGCAAAACACCAGUCCCCCUGCUGCUCGACUCGUUCCCAGUGCCGCCGUCCCAUAUCCCCCUCACGCCGACAGCAGCGAGCCCAAACCCACCGCCGUCACGCCCGCCGUCGGUUCCCCUGCCCCCAGUCCCGGGCCCUUCCAGGAUCUCAGAGGCCGAUACCCUUCAGCUGCUCCUGUUGUCGUCGAGAUCUCGUCGCUCCUCCAAGUACUCGCUCGCAGGGUCCGACACCAAUCGUGACUCGGUCAUCAGCACGUCCAGCAACGGCCAUGGUGCACCGCCGUCAUCCCCUCUCCCGCCGGCCGCGACGCGUCCAGGCACUAGGGGCUCACUUGCAUCGAGUCCGCACCGCCCAUCGAUUGCAUUCUCGAUUGAUGAAGAGGAGGAACCAGGUCAGAGACCUCUGAUCCUGAGGGACGUUGUUUCCCCCAUGCUGCCUCUGUCGGACGACGACGGCGACUCGACCACGCUCAGUCCACGGCGCAGACGGGGUCGACACCAGGCCAACGAGUCGAUUUCGUCGAUUGAUAUGCGGGAUAUCAUGGGAGCGGCGAGCGGCGUAGAAGACGAAGAAGAGGACGAUCCCGAACCUUUCGUCCUUCCGCUGUCAAAGGCUAUAGGAUCAGAGAAGCCCACGUCGCGGGGACCAGCUGGCAGCAGCGACAGCUCAGUGGUGCCACCUACAUCAGCAUCCCAUGCACGCAAGUCUAGUCUAGCCUACCUCAACUUUGAACACCCAACCGACUCUAUUUCAAACCGUCCAUCUUCUGUUGACAUGUCAGAUUCACAAUCUACUUCCGACUCCUAUAACGACCUAGCUUCAGCAUCAACGACUACCCUGCGUUCAAGUUCAAUGGCAAACAUCCGCGCUUCUUCGUCCUCCCAAAGCGACAUACCCAUUUCCCCUACGCCCAGAUCCAAAAAACCCUAUACCCUCAACUCUUCAAUUCGAAGCAUCCAGUCGGCGUCGACCGAUGAUGCUCGUUCUGCCAGCCCCGACAUCGAUACCAUUAUCCAAUCCACUCCCAAACCAAUCCGGCUGUCGAAUGCCCGAAGUUUCAGCAUGAGCUCGAACGGCAAGAGAAGUCGGGUCAGCAGCCUUCGCAGUGUCAGAAGCGAGAAGAGCAUCAAGGCUGAUACAGACGAAUUUGGCGUCCUCGCGACUCCCAUGCGACUCUCGAAGAGUACGAUCGGGAAAAAAUCUCAUCCAGAUGACUCGCUCGACUAUAUCGUGCGAGGAGAGUGGGACCACCAUGUGGAAGUGGACGAAGCGAAGCUGCGGGCAUUGGAAAAGGAGUCGGAUGGAGAUGACAGUGAUUCAAGCCUUGACCUGCAUACCCCCUUACCACACUUGAUGGUUCGGCAUGGAUUGCUGUCCUCCAAUUCAAAGUUGCUGCAGGGGGACUCGAGGGCUACCACUCCUCAUUGUGGUGGUGACGGUCGCCCAAUGAGCUCCAUGUCGACUGCAACCAAAUCUGGGGUGAUGAAGGACGAGCGCGAUACCCCUAUGCGAAGGGUUCGUCAUCGAGAUGGCAGACUGUUGAGGGGAGGUGUAGGUUUGACUACGGGCCUUGGUUGGAGUGACAGUGAGGAUGAGGACGCACCAUCGCCGCUUACGAGGCGUUUAUCGACGCUCAAUCUAUCUCGGCGCUCCUCCGCAUCAUCUUUCUUUUCGACUUCAUCACGCCCCCAUCCACUGUCAAGAUCGUACAGCAGUGGCACACUGUAUGAUGAUGCAGGGUUUGGGUUCGGAUUUGAUGGUCCCCCUAUGGAAGAUGAUGAGGAGGUUAUGAAGGAUACCUCCGAUUGGGCGCUUCGCCACCGCAAGCCAUCGAAUCCUCCCACUGCAUGGCAGAGGAGAAGUGGUGCCAGUGCAUCAACGCGCAAUAGUGUCGCCAGCUCGGGUGGUCGACAUAGUAUUGCCAGUUCUGGCGGCCGACUGAGCAUCGCCAGCAAUGGGUCGACCUUUUCGUUGGAAGUAACGAGUCCAGAGGAUGACUCUGGGCGGUCUCCUCUUCGCAGGUCGUUUACACGCGAGUCUAUCUCGUCUGCCGAGUCGACGUUUAACCGACGGUCAGGGGAUUCGCAAAUCAACACCCCUUCGACGGCGUCCACCAUGAGCAUCCCAUUACCAGUGACUCCACAGCAAGAUCCCCAUGUUCCUUCCCACGUUCUUUCUUCCAAGAAGCCGUAUCUCGACAAGGAUAAAUCCCUCCCUCCCCUUCCUGGGGUGCUCAAGAAGACAACGUCCAGAUCGGCCCUCUCAACACCACCUAGCAAGAUGGCUAUACCACGCGCACGCACGUUUUCAUCGACAUCGUCUUCUGUUUCCACAUCCCCCGCUGUAACACAAUCUACGCCCGCUCCUGUUCGACCUCUUCAACUCCCUCGGCAAAUUCGCGCAUCCACUCGUGGCGGCGACCGCCCCGCUGUUCCUGUUCCCCAACUUUCCUCUUCUACUUCUUCGAUUCGACCCCCGUCGAAUAUCGACUCUGGACUACCCUCUCCCAGUAAGCCGAGGCCUCGCACUGGCACUGGGAUGGUCUACAAGACCUCGACCUCUCGGGUUCCUAGUAGUGUAAAUGUGACUAUUGACCCCGAUCUGAUGACAUCGGCAAACUCCGUGCGGCUUCGCGGCGCAAAAGAUACACAGAAAACGACUGCGCGACGUUUCAGCGACCACUCGACUUUCCGCCACCACCACCCGUCCAAAUGCCCUCGCGACGUCGAAUACCGUGUCGAUGCUGUCGAUUUCGCGCUGGAUGCCCAAAUUGCUGCCUCCCAGGAACUCGCCUCCACCUACGCCGCCCUCAUCCUUGCCGACGAUGGCAUUGAGAUCACCUCCGACAAAAUCGUCGCCUUGACCUCGGCCGCCAACGUCGAACUCGAGCCCAUCUGGGCAUCUCUCCUCGCAAAAGCUCUCGAGGGCAAAAAUGUGAAAGAACUCCUUUCAAACGUCGGCUCUGGUGGUGGAGCACCCGCUCCUGGUGCUGCUGCUGCUGCCGGUGGUGCUGCCGCUGCCGCUGAGGAGGCACCCAAGGAGGAGAAGAAGGAGGAGGAGAAGGAGGAGUCAGACGACGACAUGGGCUUCGGUCUCUUCGAUUAAACGUCUCCAUCAAACUCUUCCGUUUUCAUUGUUUCUCUCUCGUUUUGCAUGCACUGUACCACUACAUAGUGUAAUAAAACACUCAAAAAACUGGCAAAAA
Coprinopsis cinerea okayama7#130 is the source of this 3214-nucleotide messenger RNA. Its product is annotated as 60s acidic ribosomal protein. Gene Ontology annotation, cellular component: cytosolic large ribosomal subunit; ribosome. The transcript has 9 exons. NCBI's taxonomy places the organism in Eukaryota, Fungi, Basidiomycota, Agaricomycetes, Agaricales, Psathyrellaceae. Gene Ontology annotation, molecular function: protein kinase activator activity; structural constituent of ribosome; ribonucleoprotein complex binding. Bases 1 to 3114 code for a protein of 1037 amino acids. The record is from RefSeq and is a predicted model, not a curated record. Gene Ontology annotation, biological process: translational elongation; cytoplasmic translation.